Messenger RNA from Vicugna pacos (alpaca), 3050 nucleotides. RefSeq names its product POU class 3 homeobox 3 (gene POU3F3). Lineage: Eukaryota; Metazoa; Chordata; Mammalia; Artiodactyla; Camelidae. The record is from RefSeq and is a predicted model, not a curated record. Gene Ontology annotation, biological process: brain development; regulation of transcription by RNA polymerase II. Gene Ontology annotation, molecular function: RNA polymerase II cis-regulatory region sequence-specific DNA binding; DNA-binding transcription factor activity, RNA polymerase II-specific. Gene Ontology annotation, cellular component: nucleus.
GACGAGGACACGCCGACGUCGGACGACCUGGAGCAGUUCGCCAAGCAGUUCAAGCAGCGGCGCAUCAAGCUGGGCUUCACGCAGGCCGACGUGGGGCUGGCACUGGGCACGCUGUACGGCAACGUGUUCUCGCAGACCACCAUCUGCCGCUUCGAGGCCCUGCAGCUGAGCUUCAAGAACAUGUGCAAGCUCAAGCCGCUGCUGAACAAGUGGCUGGAGGAGGCGGACUCGAGCACCGGCAGCCCCACGAGCAUCGACAAGAUCGCGGCGCAGGGCCGCAAGCGCAAGAAGCGGACCUCCAUCGAGGUGAGCGUCAAGGGCGCGCUCGAGAGCCACUUCCUCAAGUGCCCCAAGCCCUCGGCGCAGGAGAUCACCAACCUGGCCGACAGCCUGCAGCUCGAGAAGGAGGUGGUGCGGGUCUGGUUCUGCAACCGGCGCCAGAAGGAGAAGCGCAUGACGCCGCCCGGGAUCCAGCAGCAGACGCCCGACGACGUCUACUCGCAGGUGGGCACCGUGAGCGCCGACACGCCGCCGCCGCACCACGGGCUGCAGACGAGCGUGCAGUGAAGGCCCGGGCGCCGAGCGGAGCGGGCCGCCACCGCCGCCGCCACCACCGCUGUCACCCCGCCGCCGCCCCCGCCGCCGCCGCAUCGGGCCGGGCCGGGCCGCCCUCCCCUCCGCCCAAAGACAGGCAUGCCCGCCCUGGGAGGAACGGAGAGGGACGCACCGAGGAGACGUGGUUUGAAGUCCAAGGAAGGAGGGGCAAGCAAACAAACCAACAAACAAAGCAUCACAAAUGCCCAGACUGUUUUAUAUACGCGUACAUGACAAAACCAGAAGAGAAAAGGGGGCGAUCAUGCGAUCUCGUUUAUACUGUGGUGGUGGUUCGUUUUUGUUUUGCUUUCUAAAGAAGGGUGAAGAUGCCUAGCGCACCAAAACUGCACUCGUGAGGUUUUUCCCACCCUGAGAAUUCCUACAUGGCGACGGUGGAUAGAACCUAGCACCUGCCUCGUCUUCUCCUCUUAAAAAUUGAAAGAAAAAAAGAUUUUUUUCUUUAUAAAGAAAAGCAUCCUCCUCACUUCCACCCCCUCCCUCCAAAGGGCCCCCGCCUCCAGAGAGCCAGAGAGCCACCGAAACUUUGUUUCCUGGGAGCGACCUGAAAGCAAGCAGAGGCACUGGGUUCAAUCAGGGGUGACUCUGCGCUCCCGAACCCUGUUAUUCUUGUCCAUGUUAAAGUCACUUGGGGACAAACUGACUGUGAAACGGGAAGGAGAAAAAAGAACAGUUUCCAGAAAACAAGAAAUAUAUAUAUAUAUAUACAUAUAUAUAUAUGUACUCACAGCUUCUGAAAUUAACAGACUGAUAGCAAAGCCAAAAGAAAAAGAAUACGUAUCCUCAACGUAACCUUGGAAAUAAAAAGCAUCACGAAAGAGCAGAGGGAUGGGCGAGGGAGCAGGAGACGUCCACCGGCGAGUGAGGGAGGCCCCGGCCAGUCCAGGCGCGGGCAGGCGGACUGGGCGUGGAGCAAGGCCCGGCUGCCAACCCCGGCUCAUCGGCGGCCGCUCGGGCGGACGACGCCUAGAGAUGCCACCGCUAAUAUUUUUUUUAUUAAUAUUUUUUAUUUUUUAUUUCUGGACUGACUCAGAUCAAGGGAGUUAGAAAGACAGCACUUCUCCGGACUCCUCUCCUCAAUCCGUUGCCAACUUUGAUCGAAUGGGUGCUGUGGAAGUGAUUAUAUAAUACUGCCCUUUCCAAGCAGUGUUUUUGGUAGGUUUUAAUAAACAGACUUUUCAAAAGACGGCAAUAUAGAAUUGUUAGAUCCGUUGUUGAUCUAAAAAUAUUUGCUUUAUAUUUUCAUUAAAUGACUUCUUUUAAUAUUUUAUUCAGAAUACUUAUGAACUGCUGCAAAACGGUAAUUUAUUUUUCCCCAGAUCUUGUAUUACGUGUUUUUUUCAGACGAGCACAAAUCAAAAUGAAAUGAAAAAAUAUGGACAGUUGUUAGGUAAUAAGGGUAUCUUUUGAUGUGAUCAUUUGAUUGUAAUUUAAUUUGAGUAGUGAUUCCGUAAGAGCUGAUCGAGAAAAUAAAUUUGUUAGAAUGAAAUAGUCUGUGUCUGAUGCAUAAACACUGUGUGGGAAGAAAAGAGUCCUUUAGAAAAUAUUUUUUUACUAAUACAAAUCCUUAAGGGAUAGUGCUAAGUGAGGAAGUAGGACCCUGCUCCACUUAAGAUAUAUUUGCAAACCUAGAGUAAAGGUCAAUGACAGAAACCGCUAGUAAUUGACAUAAAUAGUCACUCCUUGUUAGUCCAUUAAUUUCACUAUAUUCUUCUCUCCCUUAAUUUUAGUGGGUGUUUUUAGUAUUUUUCGGUGAGAUUAUCUCAAUGCUAGUCUUUUCCUCAGAGAUACCUGUGUCCUUUCAUCAUCUUUAUCAGAAAGUUGGACUACAUCACCAGUAAAAAAACAUGCCAACUGAUUAUUAAUGGUUAAUACAGAGUGCCCCCCCAAAGUUUAGCCUCUCUUUUUCCUCUCAUCCCCCACCUCUGCCAUAUCACUACGUCUCUUUCCUCUUCUGAAGAUUAAUACUUGUAAAGAAAAGCUUACAAGUCGAUGAAAUAUUUUUAUAUCAAUUACUUCUGGCGAAUAAUUAUCUGUAAUUAAGUUUAAGUUAUUAAGCUGUUUUUUUGGGGGGGGAGUGUUUUGUUUUUCCUAUCAUGAAAGUAGUUCUAAAAUCCUGAUUAUGGUCCACACUGCAUUCUGUCAGUGUGAUUACCAGUUCAGACUUAAGCUUCUAGGUUUCUGUGUUUCGGUCUCUCCCCAGUAUGAUUCUAGAUCUUCUUUACUGGUGCUGGGGUUUUUUGCUUUUUGAUCACUCUUUAGACACACCCUGCAGAGCGGUCACAUUUAUCAAGUUAAUGUAUCAAUAUUUACAAUGUGGGAAAGUGAAAGUGUCAUGCCUCAGGUUGUAAGUAACAAGACAACAAGACGCAAGAGGCUCUGCCUAGUUGGGUCCGUUGAUAUUCUACUUUUAAAAAAAAAGGUUUUGGGGUGAGAAA